GACUCAGAAUAGUUUCUUUUGUCUCCGGUCACGUGACUUUACCCGUUAUUCGCAGGGUAUCAUGGACGUAGUGUGUGAUAUCUAAUUGGAUUUUGCUACAAACUUCUGAAUUACGUAAAACGAGACUGUGCGAAUCGGAAAUUAGCAGCGUGAAAUCAAUUUCGAAUUUAUUUCAGGAGUGAAAUAUACAUAUGCGACGAGUUUAGCAAUAUAAUACACGGCGGCAUGGGAAACAACGUCAGUGUAGCGGGACUAGCGAAUGAGUUCCAAGUAUCACAAUCAGAAAUUAUAGAAUUGAAGAGGAUAUACAAAGAAAACUGUGGGAAAAGCCGGUUUUUAUCGAGAGAGAAAUUCAGGAAUGUGUACAACAAAGUAUUCCCUGGUGACGCGUCAGCGUUUGCAGAUAUUAUGUUCAAUAAAUUUGAUACGGACAAGAAUGGCAGAGUCGAUAUGAGAGAGUUUAUUGUCGGCCUUCUGAUGAGCGACACGAAGAACUUAGAUCAAAAAAUAAAAUUUGCUUUCGAAAUGUACGAUAUCGACAAAUCAGGAACAAUUUCUCGGGACGAGGUUAUAGAAAUAUCGGAGGCCUACUCGCGGAUGUAUAACACGGAAGAUGGCACUACGGUCGCUGACAGGUUGUUUUCGUACAUGGACAAGAACAGUGAUGACGAGAUCUCGUUCGAGGAAUUCGAUGAAGCAGCGCGCUCCAAUUCGGAAAUAUUAAAUCUCCUUUUCCCAAAACCUCCCGAGCAUGCGUAACAUAUAUGUAUUAU
Pecten maximus is the source of this 773-nucleotide messenger RNA. Its product is annotated as visinin-like protein 1. Lineage: Eukaryota; Metazoa; Mollusca; Bivalvia; Pectinida; Pectinidae. The transcript is spliced from 3 exons. Gene Ontology annotation, molecular function: calcium ion binding. Bases 226 to 759 code for a protein of 177 amino acids. The record is from RefSeq and is a predicted model, not a curated record.